AUGCUAAGUUUUCCUCGCGAUCAAAUCGAGAGUCAUCAUCAAUUAUAUUAUCUUGUUGGGCAUCAUAAUGAACCAAAAGAUUUGGCUGUUUGUACAAAAAAUGCAUGGAAAAAUUAUGGUCAUAGAUGCAAAUCAAUAACGGUUUUGCACGAUAUUAAUGUUCGUGUUCCAAGAGGAAUGAUAUAUGGUUUAUUGGGUCCAUCUGGAUGUGGGAAAACAACACUAUUACGUUGUAUAGUUGGUCGUUUAGACUUAAAUCGAGGUGAAAUUCUUGUAUUUGACAAGCCGCCUGGUAGUCGUGGACAUGAAAUUCCAGGUCGAUCCGUUGGUUUUAUGCCACAGGAAACAGCACUUUAUAAAAAUUUUACAAUAUCAGAAAUGCUUCAUCAUUUCGGUCGUCUUCAUAAUAUGAAUCGCAAAGAUAUUUUAGUGCGAGAAGAAUUUCUUAUUUCAUUCCUUGAUUUACCUUCAAAAUCAAAAAAUGUUUCGCAAUUAAGUGGCGGUCAACAACGCCGUGUAUCAUUAGCAUGUGCUCUUCUACAACAGCCUCGAUUAUUAAUUCUCGAUGAACCAACUGUUGGAGUUGAUCCUUUACUUCGAGAAAAAAUUUGGACUCAUCUUAUAAAUAUAUCAAAAACAAGUAAAACAACCAUAAUAAUAACGACUCAUUAUAUCGAAGAAGCAAGAAAAGCAGAUCGUGUUGGACUUAUGCGAAAUGGAAGAAUGUUAGCUGAAGAUGAACCAUCACUUCUUUUGAAUAAAUAUAAUCAAACUAGUUUAGAAAAUGUUUUUCUUCAACUAUGUUGUCAAGAUCAAAAUCGCCUUCAAGAACAAAUGCCAAUCAGUACUAGAGACGGUGAUAGAGAUACUGAUGUACCUGAUGAUGUUGACGAUCAAAAUCUAUCUUCGACUUCAAUUCAUGUAUCAAUUAAUAAAACUAAUCAAGAUUGUCUUCCAUUCGAUGAUCAGAAGAAACAAUUUGAAAAUAACCCAAUGCUCUUUGCUAAACGAAUGGCAUCAAAUUAUUUAAUAUUACCUAAAAUCCAUAAAAUUUAUGCAUUAAUGAUAAAAGAUGUAACAGUAAUUAAAAGAAAUAUUGGUUUUUUAAUGUUUCAAUUUUUGAUUCCUGUUAUUCAAGUUGCACUUUUUUGUCUUUGUAUUGGUCGUAAUCCUGAACAUAUUCCAAUGGCAAUUUAUAAUAGUGAAGCAAUUAAUGGAUUUCCAACAGGAAAUUUAAGUUUACAACUUUUGAAUAAAAUAAAUCCUGAUCAAAUUCACUUUACAUCAUUUAAUCAGUUUGAUAAAGCCAUAGAUGCUGUAAAACAAGGACAUUACUGGGGUGUUGCUGCUAUUCAAUAUAAUUUUACACAAGCAAUUAAAAAUAAAUUAUUAGCAUUUCAAACAGAUCCAACUACGUUAAAUCAAUCAUCACUUCAUCUCUAUCUUGAUAUGUCGAAUCAACAACUCUCAAUAACAAUCCAAAGUGUAUUAUUAAAUAGUACAGAAUUAUUUCUAAAAGAAGUUUUAUCAAGUUAUAAAAUUGAUCCAUCAAUAGUUGAUCCUCCAGUAAUAAUAGAAAAUCCAUUAUAUGGAAAUGUUGUUCCAAAAUUUUUAAAUUUUGCUGCACCAGGAAUGAUGAUAUCAAUAAUAUUCUUUUUAGCAAUUGGUUUAACAGCAUUAAUAUUUGUUGUUGAAAAAAAAGAAGGCCUUUUAGAACGUAGUUGGAUUGCUGGUGUUACAACAAUUGAAAUAAUGCUUGCUCAUGUUAUUGUGAAAUUUUUUAUUCAAAUUAUUCAAAUUAUAUUUCUUAUCGUUUUUGCUGAUUUUAUUUUUAAAGUUGAAAUUAAAGGAUCAAUAUUUUUAUCAAUAAUGUUAAUUUUUGUUCAAGGAAUAUGUGGAAUGAGUUAUGGUCUUUUAAUAUCUUCAGUAUGUGAACAAGAAAUUGAAGUUAUGGAAGUGGCAAUAGGGAGUAUUUUUCCUAUAUUACUUAGUUCAGGUGUAAUUUGGCCACUUGAAGGCAUGCCAUCCGCCAUGCGUUUUCUUAGUAAUUUUACUCCAUUGACACAUCCUGUUGAAGCAAUGCGAUGUAUUGCUUCGCGAGGUUGGUCAUUCGGAUAUUUUAAAGUAUGGUUUGGUUUUGUUAAUGCUAGUGCAUGGAGUUUAGGAUUUUUCAUCAUUGCUGCUGUUCUUUUUGCUCUUAGAAAAUCAAUAAUGGAUGAUGUUACAAUUGAAGAUGAUUUGGAAUUAAGUCAAGAUCUAUCAUCUCAAACAAAAAGUCAACAUAAUUUUUUGAAAUCAUUUUCAAUAGUUGAAAUAUUGACUCAACCAUGGACAAUAUUUUUAUUGUUAUCAAUGGUUGUUGUUGUUUUUAUCUAUGUAAAACGAAAUCAACGACGAAAUCGGAAUUUACUUGGCGCUCGCGAUUAUAUUCGACAUGAUAAUAGUGGCGAAAAUCUUUCACAUAAUCAAUAUGAUGAUAUGGAACGUAUCCGACAAAAACAACAGAAAGCUUAUGAAGAACAAGCCUUGCGUCAUUUAGAACAAAAGAAAAUAAAAAUGGAAAAUAUGAAACCAAGAACAGAUGAAACUUCUAGUCGAUUAAAAUAUCGAUCAAAUGAUCAUAAUCCAUUAACAGGACAAUCAAAUCGUGGGUCAGGUGAUUCAUGUUCAUGGCGUCCAUCAUCAUCACGUCGAAAACCUGCUGGAGGAUGA
Molecule: messenger RNA, 2712 nt
Organism: Rotaria socialis
Lineage: Eukaryota; Metazoa; Rotifera; Eurotatoria; Philodinida; Philodinidae
Source: the annotation of a GenBank genome assembly